Desarmillaria tabescens is the source of this 809-nucleotide messenger RNA. RefSeq lists its product as uncharacterized. The record is from RefSeq and is a predicted model, not a curated record. The coding region runs from base 44 to 553 and encodes 169 amino acids. The transcript has 15 exons. Lineage: Eukaryota; Fungi; Basidiomycota; Agaricomycetes; Agaricales; Physalacriaceae.
CUUGAGCCUUCUACUACUAUACUCAUUUCGGUUCAUUAAGAGCAUGGAAGAAAGGAUCCUGAAGCAACUUCAGAUGAACUUGACAAAAGCUGCAACAAGCUGCGACAAGGCAAUAUCAGCAUUGGAAAAUGAGACCAAGCUGUUAUGGGAGGAAUUGAAAGAGGAGAAUAAGCUGUUAUGGAAGGAAGUCCGUGGGUUGAAAAAGGAGAGCAAGCUGUUAUGGGAGGAAGUUCGUGGGUUGAAAGAGGAGAACAAACUGCUAUGGGAGGAAGUUCGUGGGUUGAAAGAGGAGAACAAGCUGUUAUGGAAGGAAGUCCGUGGGUUGAAAGAGGAAACACAUGAGUUGAAAGAGAAACAACAUGAGAUGAAACAAGAAAUCUGUGAGAUAAGACAGGAGUUCCGCGAGAGGAAACGGGAAAUCUGCGAGUUGAAAGAGGAUAUGGUCUUUUUUCAAGAUAAACUCACCGAGCACGCAGAUUUACUCGCCCAACUGACAGAUCUCUUCUCCCUCUCCACAUACGAGGAUUGCUCGAUUGGCCAAGACUUACAAUGAGAAGUUACCUCCGUGACCCUAACAGACGAGGCUAGAAGAAAGAUUAAGGAGAUACCGCAACAGAGCGAUUUUAAUCCAGAUCCUUGAUUUUGUUUUCGGCCAUGAUUGUAACAUUUUUUAGUCGUCGCUUUUGCAGUCUUUAUGGUUGUGAUAGAACCAUAGUUUCCCAGUCCUAGUUGGAAUAAUUGUGAUAUACCAACUCCGUCUCUUUCUUAUUCACGGCAUAUAUAGAAAGUAAUCUGUUGCGAAGGUAAUA